GUGAUAAAGAUGGCGGAGUGUGAGGAGGAGGUGGAGGUGUUGGUGCAGAGAGUUGUUAAAGACAUCACGAGCGCGUUUAAGAAGAACCCGAGCAUAGAUGAGAUCGGGGUGAUCCCGUGUCCCGAGGCUCGAUAUAACCGCAGUCCCAUCGUGUUGGUGGAGAACAAACUGGGCGUGGAGAGCUGGUGUGUCAAGUUCCUGCUGCCAUACGUCCACAACAAGUUGCUGCUGUAUCGCCAACGCAAACACUGGCUGGACCGGGAGGCUUUAGUGGACAUCACCUGCACCGUGCUGCUGCUCAACCCAGACUUCACCACCGCAUGGAAUGUCAGAAAGGAGCUGCUGCAGUCCGGAGUCCUGAACCCAGAGAAAGACCUGUACUUGGGACAGCUGGCUCUCACCAAGUUCCCCAAGAGCCCAGAGACCUGGAUCCACAGACGCUGGGUGCUGCAGCAUGUCCUGGCUCAGUUGGCAGCUGUCGGCAGCAGCAGGAAGCAUCAGCAGUCAGGUGAAGGAGAGCAGGUGGAUGCAGACAGAAGACAGGAGCUCAGCGAUCACCUGGCUCGAACUCUUCAUCAGGAGAUGAAGGUGUGCUCUGACGCUGCCUGCCGUUACCCCAGCAACUACAACGCCUGGUCUCACCGCAUCUGGGUGCUGCAGCACAUGGCCAGGGGCAACGCCAAGGUGUUCCAUGACGAGCUGUCGUCCAUGCGUCUCUGGGUGUCCAUGCAUGUGUCUGAUCACAGCGGGUUUCACUAUCGUCAGUUCCUACUGAAGGAGCUGAUCCAUGAGCUCUCCCAGUCUGCAGCUUCCUGCACCAGUUCACCUCAGCACAGGACCAGUUCAGCCCCCAGCAGCCCCACACUCCACAGUCAGGCUAACGGGGAGCUGUCAGGGGGGGAGGAGGAGGAGGGGGAAGAGGACCUCACAGGUGAGGGGGAGGGGGAGGAGAGACAGCUCAGCUUCAUCACUGUCCUUCAGCUCUUCCACCAGGAGAUGGAGCUGAUCUCAGACCUGAUCCGGUCCUUCCCUGGACAUGAGACACUCUGGAGCCACAGGCGUCACGUGUUCUUCCUGUGGCAGCAGUGGAGGCGGGAUCAGAAGCUCAGCAACGGUGGUGAGUUGGCCCAGCUGAGUGACGGGGGAGGCGGGGCUUCAGAAGGGGGGAUGUCUGGGGGGGAGAGUGUGAACGGACAGAGUCACAGUGAUGCUAUGGAGGUGGAAAGGGUGUGUCUCCCCGACCCUCGGGACAGUAAACGUCUGAAGAGAGGAGUCCACCUGCCCGCUCCCCCCUCCCUGCCCUCUGAGUACACCUUUGUGAGUUCGGUGUUGGACAGCUGCUGCCCCGCUGACCAGAGACGCUUCGCCAUGUCCUACAAAAAGUGGUUAGACACAGUCAUCGUCCAGGAGCCCUGAGAGACUAAACGCCCCAUUUGUACUGACACCUGAGUUAAGGGACACCACGUUUGUACUUACACCUGAGAGACUGGACACCACGUUUGUACUUACACCUGAGAGACUGGACACAACGUUUGUACCGGCGUCUGAGAGAGACGGGACGCCGCGUUUGUACUGCCACCUGAGAGACAAACGCCAUGUUUGUAUUGAGGCUUGCAGGAACAAAUCAGGGAUUAAGUUAGCAUCAGUUCUGAGUAAAUCCUGGGUCAGUCUGAUGCAGACCCUUACACUAAGAUCUGUCCUGGGUGAUCAGAUCUCAAGUCUUAGUGCUUGGUGUGAACGCAGCCCGAUGUGUCCUGAGAACUGAUUGAGAUCUGCUCACUCAGACCACUUACUGAGGUGGUCUGGAACUCAUUGGUCCACAUUGGUUUGGUAAUGUUAACACUCGUGUCCUGGGGCACAUGAAGGACCUCCCCCUCACGUGUUGUCAUCUGCAGUAGUUGAACUGUGAGAACGAUGCUGGCUCCUGCUGGAUGAAAACCACAACACAUUUGAUCUUUUCAAACAGAAACGAUGUGCAGGUGAUCCUUUAUGCAGCAGGCAGGUGAGAUCUGAACACGGGUGUUACCUGCAGACACAGCAGGUCCGUGCAAAGUGUGAACUCAGAGUCUGGAGCUGUUCACUGGUGAUCUGAGGCCUGUACUUUGAAGGGCGUUCAUCAUAGCCAGGUUAUCUUCACUUCCAUUUAGUGAUCCUUUAGUUACAUGUUGUUACCUGUAGUGAUCUUGAGUGAUGUUUAGUUAUCUGUCUUCACUAACCUCAACCAAUGAGAUUACACUGAAUGAUCACAUGAAGCUGGUUAUCAACCUCAGAAGUAAACCCGGAGCUUCACAGCGUGUUCACAUAAAAAGGCCGGAGUUAGCUUUACAUAAACUGUCAGCAGAUCGUCAUAUUUAACAAACUCAGAGCUUUGAUAUUAAAAAAAAUGAAGAAGUUAAACACAUAAUCCAGACUAAAAUCACACAUCUGCAGAGAAAAAUGCAGGAAGAACUGACAGAAGAAAGAAAAGUCGCUUUGUGAAUGUGCAAAUUAAGUCCUAUGUCUCUUUCUCGUGAUUAGUGCACUUUAGAUCUGACUGUGUAACUCCUGUUUGUCCACUUACAUUCAUUUGUUGCUCAAAUUUUUUUGUGUGACAGAUUUAGACGUUAUAUAAUCAGCUGCAGCCCUGACGGUUACAAACCGAGCGGCAUGGAGCCAAUAGAAAUGAAUAUGAAAAAUUCAAAGCAAUAAGUACGAGUAUAUUACAUCUUGUAAACAUUACUAACAGGAUGCGGUGUUUGUUCAGUCAACACAAAGUGUGAGUCGGUCUCUCUACCUCCUCCCCUCUCUGGAUCAGCUCACAGACCUCUUCAUCUCUUGUCCUGAACAUAACCCCGCUCUAGAGCAGGUCAGGUGUUCAGCAUCAGUUACCAUGGUGAUCUACCUCGGUAAGAAGUGAACCACCUUCAUAGUCUUGAAAACUCAGAGUUAACUCUGAAGUUACCAUGGUAACAGAGCAUCCCUCAGAGUACAGAGCUCAGGUCCGUGAAACCACACUGAUACAGGUACAGAGGAUGAGUUCUGGUCUUACCUGCCUGGUCCGGUCUUCCUGGAAGCAUGUGGACCCCUGAAGUUUCACCUGAGCCAAGACCCCUUCAGCUGUCACAGUGUUCAGGUGUGUUCAGUUCAAACUGACUCUGACUGACUCCUCUCUUUGAUUUCAUUCUGUUUCAGUAGUGAUGUUAAAUGAAGCUACAGGAGGAUCAGAGUGUCUGCAGAGAGCCGAGCUGAACACACACACACAUAUAUUUGAUAUGAAACAAUCGUCUGUGACAUCAUUUCAAUAUUUCUUAAAAUUCAGGUGAUAAGAAGUUUUUGGUCAUCAUAACAGUUUAUUCAUAAAUACAUUUAAAGGUCUUUUCUAUUAAGAAAACAGUGAAUUCAUAGUUAAUAUCUGGUAAAUUAAUAGUUAAAUGUUUAAAU
This is a messenger RNA of Labrus bergylta (ballan wrasse), 3420 nucleotides long. It is a transcript of the gene ptar1, whose product is annotated as protein prenyltransferase alpha subunit repeat containing 1. Gene Ontology annotation, biological process: protein prenylation. Gene Ontology annotation, molecular function: protein prenyltransferase activity. Lineage: Eukaryota; Metazoa; Chordata; Actinopteri; Labriformes; Labridae. Gene Ontology annotation, cellular component: cytoplasm. The record is from RefSeq and is a predicted model, not a curated record.